Molecule: messenger RNA, 2511 nt
Organism: Cajanus cajan (pigeon pea)
Lineage: Eukaryota; Viridiplantae; Streptophyta; Magnoliopsida; Fabales; Fabaceae
Product: wall-associated receptor kinase-like 8
Biological process (GO): cell surface receptor signaling pathway; protein phosphorylation
Cellular component (GO): plasma membrane
Molecular function (GO): polysaccharide binding; protein serine/threonine kinase activity; ATP binding
Source: RefSeq, a predicted model, not a curated record
UUAUUAAAUGAUUGGUGAAAUUACAGGUCAUAUUCGAGGAAAAUGAAGAAAAUGGAUCCUCUCCAUAUUCGAGUGAUGUGGCCCACCUGGCAUGACCAAGUAAAACUUGAAUUUGUCAUAGAAGAUAAUAUGAAGAAUUGAUUAGACAAGUGAAGUGGGGAAUGUCAUAGAAGGGGGUAACUUGGUUAGAAGCACACCCACAACACAAUGAUUCUGAAUUUGGUUCAUGUGAUGAUUUUGGUAAUAUGGCCCAUACAUCUACAGGAAUCUGCACAAGCACAAAAUUCAACAAUAGCAAAGCCUGCUGGCUGUGAUACGCAAUGUGGAGAUGUUGACAUUCCAUAUCCGUUUGGAAUGAACCGUUCCGAAUGCUAUGCAGACAAGUGGUUUGAAAUAGAAUGCAAAGCCGAAAACACUACUGCCACAGAAGAAUCUUCCUAUUACCCUUACCUGAAGUCUAUAGGAGUGAAGGUGUAUUCCAUUGAUGUUUCCAUCAGCACGGUUGAGAUCGGGAAUCCGAUAAACCGUAGUAACUGCGGAACCAAAUAUUCAACGCCGGUCAACAGCGUGCAGCUCAAAGGAAGCCCUUUCGUGUAUUCCCAGGAUUAUAACAAAUUUUUGGCCGUAGGUUGCAAUAAUAUUGCUCUUUUGCAGUUAAAUGGUGAAGAUGCUGGUGGUUGUGUGUCCAUAUGCAACGACAACGAUGAUAUCGAGAGCAUCGAUAUUUCCAGCAAUGAAUGUAAUGGAAUGAGUUGCUGCAAGACUUCUGUGCCAAAGCAUCUUUCAGAAUUUAGCGCAAAAAUUACAAGUUUGGAUGAGAGUCAAAGGGUUCAUGAGUGCAGUUACGCCAUGAUUGUAAAAGAGGACACGCAGCAGUAUGAAACGGGCAUCCCCUAUAUCGGCGACCUGAAGGAUGUAACUCAUGUGCCUGUGGUGCUUGAGUGGGAGAUUCUCAAUUUGACCCUUAAACUCCCUGCAGAUCCAUACACUAAAUGCUAUCCAACUAAUGUUACAUCUUCACAACAUACAAACUCAGGUUGGCAGUGUAGAUGCAUCAACUAUGGUGGAAGAUACAUUAUAAAUAUUAAUCCCUACCUUGCAGGAGGUUGUCCAGCUCCAAGUUACGACAGUGGAACUGGGAGGACAGAUAUCGAUGUUACAAGUAAAGCAAAGCCGGUCAUAAUAAUAGGAGUUUCUGCAAGUCUUGGAUCCAUCAUUUUACUCAUUGUUUUAUGGCGGUUGUAUAAAGUUGUAAGAAAAAAAAUAGUGAAGAAACGCAAAGAAAGAUUCUUCAAGCGAAAUGGAGGACUAUUGUUGGAACAAAGAUUGUCUUCUGGUGAAGUUAAUGUAGAUAAAGUUAAACUCUUUAGCUUAAAGGAUUUAACGAAGGCCACCGAUCACUUUAAUGUAAGUAGAGUACUUGGAAAGGGAGGCCAAGGUACUGUUUACAAAGGCAUGUUAACAGAUGGAAAAAUUAUUGCAGUCAAAAAAUUUAAACUCCAAGGAAAUGUUGAAGAGUUCAUCAAUGAAUUUGUCAUUCUUUCACAAAUUAACCAUAGAAAUGUGGUUAAGUUGUUAGGAAGUUGUUUGGAGACUGAAAUUCCUUUGCUUGUUUAUGAAUUUAUUCCUAAUGGCAACCUUUUUGAGUAUUUGCAUGAACAAAAUGAGGACUUAUCAGUGACAUGGGAUAUGCGUUUAAGAAUUGCUGCUGAAGUUGCAGGAGCUUUGUUUUACUUACACUCGGUUGCUUCUCAACCUAUUUAUCACAGAGACAUCAAGUCAACAAAUAUACUAUUGGAUGAAAAGUAUAGGGCAAAAGUAGCAGACUUUGGCACAUCAAGAAUGGUUUCCAUUGAAGCUACUCACCUCACUACAGUGGUUCAAGGAACUUUUGGAUACUUAGAUCCUGAAUAUUUCCAUACUAGUCAAUUUACAGAGAAGAGUGAUGUUUAUAGCUUUGGAGUGGUUCUUGUUGAACUCUUGUCAGGACAAAGGCCAAUAUCCUCCCUAAGACCUGGGGAAGCUAAAAGUUUAGCUUCAUAUUUCAUUCUUUGUAUAGAGGAAGAUCGUCUAUUUGAUGUUAUUGAUGAAAGAGUCAUAAAAGAGGGGAAGAAAGAACAUAUCAUUGCAGUUGCUAAUCUUGCAAGCAGAUGUUUAGAGUUGAAUGGGAAGAAACGGCCAACUAUGAAGGAUGUCACAUUGGAAUUAGAAGGUAUCCGAAAAUUUGUAAGUACAUCUAAUACACAAGAAGUACAUGCUGAACUUGAUCUUGUUCGAUUUGAAGACUAUCAAUCUUGGGAUAAGUAUUCUACUACCCUAAAUACAGGUUCAACUCAAGAUCUACAUAGUGGAACAUCAACCUUGGAGGAUAUUCAUAUUCUUACUAUAUAAUUGGUUAAGUAAUUUCUUAUGUGUAAAAUAAAACUAUUUUGGUUAGAACAUAUUGAACUAUGUAACCAUUUAAAAUAAUAAUUGUUGCGAGUGUAAUCAUGACCAUGACACAAUUAAAAA